CCCACAAUUCUGAAACAAUUGCAAUGCCCCCGAAAUCCCUAUUUUCUCCCUCCCAACCCAAAUCUUCUUGUAUACGCGUGUUUGUCCUCCGUCUCCUCUUCGCCCUUCUUUGACUGAUCCAAAGCCGGCGAACGGCGUCUCCUACCUGCCUUCUCCACCCCCCAACUCCCCCCACAUAAAUCAAACCCCUCCCAAAUCCCCCCUUUCCCAAUCCCUCUUCCCCCCCUUCUCUAUUUAUUCCAUUCUAAUCGCAAUUCUAGAAUUGUAACAAUAAUCCCCAUGAUAAUCCCGGCUAAUCCCUUCUCCGUAGUCCUGGCCGCUGUCUGCGGUCUGGCGAUCCUGCGGACCAUCCUUUCGGCGAGGGCGCUGCUAUACCACCUGGGGCGGUGGUGGCGGUGGGUGGACGAGCGCGUGCAGGCGUAUCAGUACUUCGAGAUCCCGCGGUACAACGAAAACUCCCAGGAGAACCCCCUCUACCGGAAGGUGGCCAACUAUGUAGCCUCCCUCCCCUCCCUCGAGGACGCCGCCGCCGCAACCCUCUUCUCCUCCGGCCGCAAGCCCAACGACUUCCUCCUCCACCUCGGCCCUGGCCAGUCCGCUUCCGACUCCUUCCUCGGCGCUCGCGUCACCUGGUCCAACCGUCCUCCCGGCGGCGCCACAGCCGCCGGCGGCGGGUGCCUCGUUCUCCGUGUCCGCCGCCAGGACCGCACCCGGGUUCUUCGCCCCUAUCUUCAACAUGUUGAGUCCGUCGCCGAGGACAUCGAGAUCCGGCGGAGGGAGGUCCGGCUGUUUACGUACGCCGGCGGCAGCGGGGAGGGGCCUCGGUGGAGGUCGGUGCCGUUCACCCACCCGUCAACGCUAGACACGGUGGCGAUGGACCCGGAUCUGAAAACCCGAGUGCGGGCGGAUUUGGAGGCGUUUCUUAAAGGCCGGGCAUAUUACCACCGCCUCGGCCGGGUGUGGCGGCGGAGCUAUCUGCUCUAUGGCCCGCCGGGGACCGGAAAGUCCACCUUCGUGGCUGCCAUGGCCAAGUUCCUUUCCUACGACAUCUACGACGUGGACCUCUCCGGGCUCGCCGCCGACGGGGCCGUCCUCCGGUCGCUCCUCCUCCAGACGACCCCGCGGUCGGUGAUUCUCGUGGAAGACCUCGACCGGUAUCUUAACGGGAAAGAGAGCGAGUCGUCGGCGGCUAGGCUGACGGAGAUGCUGAGCUUCAUGGAUGGAGUCUUCUCGUGCUGCGGGGAGGAGAGGGUGAUGGUGUUCACGAUGAGCGGCGGCGAGGGGGCGAAGGAGGGGUUGGACCCGGCGGUGCUGCGGCCGGGGAGGCUGGACGUCCACAUCCACUUCCCGAUGUGCGAUUUCUCGGCAUUCAAGACGCUGGCGAGCAGCUACCUGGGGCUCAAAGACCACAAGCUGUACCCCCAGGUGGAGGAGGGCUUCCAGAACGGGGCUCAGCUGAGCCCCGCCGUGGUCAGCGAGAUCAUGAUCGCCAACCGGGGCUCGCCGACCCGGGCGAUCAAGUCGGUGAUCAGUGCAUUGCAGCAGUCGGCAGAUGGCGGGAGAGUUGGAGCUGCUGCGGCGAGGAAGCUGAGCGAGAGCGGGUCCGGGCGGCGGACUGAUGAGUCCAGGGGCGAGUGGAGCAGCGGCGGGGGGUUGGGCUUCGGGAAGGAUUCGAUGACGAUGAGGGAGUUUCGGAAGCUGUAUGGUUUCAUCAAGAUGAGGAGUGGGAGCAAGAAGGAAGGGGUGAUGCCAGUAGAGGAGGCCGCCGCCGCCGCCGCCGCCGCCGCCGCCGCUACUCCGUCAGAUAAGGAUUAAUUCGCACUGAACUACAGGAGGAGUUAUUAUUUCGUAACUUAAAGCCAGGAAGAUUUUAGAUGCUUUGUUUUUCCUUUUUCUUUGUUUCUUUUUUUUUCCUCUCUCUCCAAACUCCAGGUAAUGGAAUCUUAUCUGGAUUUUAGUUUUUUUUUUUUAAUUAUGGGAAGGGGAAACGGGGAUCAAUCAAGGUGUAGAAUGUCGAAAGAAAUGGUCAUGUAAUCUGUGAAAGUGUAAAUGACACACUGUUGUCCUUUUGUAGCUUGAAGAUGAUAGCCCAAGACCAUGCUUUAUUCUUGGAAUACUUAUUGUUUGAAAACAAAAAAUAUUGGAAAAUUUUAUUGUUGUC
Molecule: messenger RNA, 2161 nt
Organism: Phoenix dactylifera (date palm)
Lineage: Eukaryota; Viridiplantae; Streptophyta; Magnoliopsida; Arecales; Arecaceae
Product: AAA-ATPase At2g46620-like
Molecular function (GO): ATP hydrolysis activity; ATP binding
Source: RefSeq, a predicted model, not a curated record